CAUUUGGUCACGGCAGAAGCGUCUCCAAUUAUCCAGGAGCACAUCCCUGAAUUUGCGCUCUUUUGCCUCCAGAUCCAUCCACAUUGAUUUUGAGCGAGCCGUGAUCAAUGCGGACGACUCAAGAAAUCUGCAUGUGCAUAACUCAUGCGGGAUGAUUGAUGUGUAUUUGCGCAAAGAAAUCAAACAACGGGCAAAGGGAAAAUCCUUAAACAGAAAUUCUAUUCUAUCCACAAUAUGAAAUAAACAAUAUGUGAGUUUAGGUGUGUCUAGGACAAGUUGUUUCCAUGUCUCUAGGUGUGAUCACCGUUUCUUCACGUGGUAUGUAAAAACGAUCAUUCAAUUCGAUAGGCAUGCUGGUCCUCCUCAGUCCCCUACCAGUCCAGAUCUGUCUGAUGAGUGGGCCGCCUUCACACCACACGCGCCCCGCUUUAAACCUGCACCUGUCGGGUGUUAACUGGAAAUAAUCGACACGUUUGGGGAGAGAGAUGAUGGUGGCGGCGGCUCGGUUCAGCACGCUGGACAGCGCUCGUGGAAGUUGGAGAGGACGGCCGCGCGCGGACACAGGAGGAUUUAAUUGAUACGAAUUUGUGGGAGCUGCUGGAGAGAUGAGCCAUGGUUGAUUUUAAGUGCUUAUUACCAACAACAGGCGCAGUUAAACCGAGAGCGGACUUUCUGGAGUGAGACAUGGACUUUGCUGAAAUUAUUUUCGCUUUGUUCAUCAUCGUGGUCGCGGUCGUCUCGCUGUUGUCAAACUUGUUGGUGCUGCUAUGUUUCGUCCACAGCACCGAGAUACGCCGCCAGGUGCCCGGUGUUUUCACCAUGAACUUGUCCUUCUGCAACAUACUCAUCACUGUUUUGAACAUGCCGGCCACUUUGGUGGGAAUUAUCAGGGACCAGCAGCCUUUCGGGGAUUGCAUUUGCCACACGGUGAGCUUUCUGGAGACUUUUCUGACUGCGAACACCAUGUUGAGCAUGGCAGCUCUCAGCAUAGACCGGUGGAUUGCGGUGGUCUUCCCGCUCAGUUACUCCACUAAAAUGCGCUACAAGGACGCGCUGAUCAUGGUGUGCUACUCCUGGCUGCACUCCUUCACCUUCUCCCUGACGGCGCUGCUCUUCUCCUGGGUCGACUACAACGACGUUUACGCGUCCUGCACCUUGCAGCCGAGCGAGGAAGGCAGCGACAGGAUUAAGUUUACAAUCUUCACUGUUGUUUUCCACGCCACCAGUUUCAUGCUCUCCCUGCUCAUAUUGUGUUUCACCUACUUGAAGGUGUUGAAAGUCGCCAGGUUUCACUGCAAGCGGAUCGACAUUAUCACCAUGCAGACUCUUUUCCUUCUGGUCGACAUUCACCCAAGCGUGAAACAGAGAUGUUUAGCAGAGCAAAAGAGGAGAAAGCAGAGAGCCACAAAGAAGAUCAGCAUCUUCAUCGGCUCAUUCAUCAUCUGCUUUGCUCCCUAUGUAAUUACAAGGUUGGCUGAGCUUUUACCCUUCGUGGACAUCAACCGCCGCUGGGGGAUCAUCAGUAAGUGCCUGACAUACAGCAAGGCUGCAUCUGACCCCUUUGCCUAUUCCCUCCUACGUCAGCAGUACAAGAAAGUGCUGGUUACUGUCGUCAACAGGCUGCUCCGCCGUGACCUAUACCCCUCAUCUGGCCACAACAGCUCUUUGGACACAGAGAACGACUACUGUCUCCAGAGGAUCAGCUAAUGGCAGACGCGGACAUGACAGAUACACACUACAGGCCAAAAAUAAAGGUUGCCUCUUGGAAGAAGGUGUGCGGAGGAAACGAAUGAGGAGAGAAACAGAGAGGGCAGGAUGCUGUUAGGAAGGGAAAAGAGAGCAGAGGAGGGGACCGAUUGUGGGUGGGGGGCGAAGAAAGAGAGCAAAAAUAAGGAAGAUAGUGGGUGGAGAAGAUUGAGAAGACAGUAAUGAGGGGGAGGAUGAAGGUGGCGGAGUGGAAGACAGAUAGGGAGUGACGGAGACGAUGUGGAGACGGCCUCAGAAAGUAUUGGUAAACAAGAGAGCUGUGAUUCAUCGGUGGCAGCAAAACACACUAAACCACACAGAUGCACACACAGAUCAGACAAAUCAAUUUCAUGGAGUAAGUAGUGGGUUCAGAUUAAUCUCAAACGGAAGGACCACACAGCUGGACACCGGCCUCUUGUUCUCUUUGAGCGACAUGUAUAAAGUGGCCUUUUGUACUGUACCAACCACUUUGUAAUGAUUUUGGCAAAUCCACAUGUCCUCUGCCACAGGGACAAAGCAAGAAGCUAAAGGUCGAUAGGUGCUGGAGUGAAGAUGUGAAAAGAGGAAAGACUGUGUUGCUACUGCUUCUGGAUAAUGUAUUCUUAGGUGUGGAGACUCAACUGCUGCACAUUAUUGCUAUGUUCUACAGUAUAUUGACUAUGUUAGACUACUUUGCAGUGUCAGUCACUGAAUAUUGAUGCACUUUGUCUAAUUCUCUCAGAGCUACUAUAGUUACAGGAGCCAAAGACAAAUAACAUUUACACCAUGAUAUUAAAUGGCAUGGCUGGUGAUAACUAUAUUUUUGUUAUCGUCAACAAGUGCCAUGUGAACACCAAAAUCAACAAGGAGUUGCUCCAUCUCUAAAUAUUUUCAGAGCCUUUUUUAAUUUUUAGUUUGUGGCACUUUUGCCAUUAUUUGAGAGGUAUGACAUGCAACACAUGUCUUCUGUCAAAUCAAACUGUCAAUCAAACAUUGUGCUUUUAACAUAUGGGAUGCAUCUAAAUUACUAGGACACAAUGAUGUAUGAUGAUCUUAAAAAACAGGUCAUGGAUAUAUACUUUCAUUUUUUAAAACAAAUUUCAUAAUUUCUUAAAUCAGCUGGGCACUGUAGUUUUUAGAGAACAUUGCUCAAACAGGAAAACAUGUAAAUUGUUUGGGAACUAUUUUUAGAUGCAGAUUUAUACACAUUUGAUGCACUGGGAAGUAUUUAUGACAGCAGUACGGGUUAGUUUGUUUGACCGAAAAUAAACUACAGUGCCCUGGUUUGUGGUAGUGAAGAAACAUGUCACCCAGUGCAACAGCAUGUGCUGAUGAGUUUUUGGACGAUUGACAAACAUAGACCACCAAUGGGUUUAUUUGAAUGCCAGGUGUACUAGUGGUCAUUUCACCAUGUUCCAAGUUCCUACGCCACUUGGUCUGCAUAGCAUCUUAGUUUGGAUGUGUUUCAUUUAAUUAAAUACAACUCUCUUGUGAAUUAAACCAGCAUACUCACAAGUCCAGGAGGCAGAGAUAACACUUGUUAGUAGGAUCAAUUCAUUAUUGGUUUGGUUUUCUUUAUUGGCUCUUUAUGGGAUUUGUUGACAAAAAGAAAAACAUAGAAUAUCACCCAACUUAUCCUUUAAAGUGUGAGUUUGUAACUGAAUGUACUAGAGUUAGCCCACUUUUGACUGAAAUGCAUAUGUACAACUGUGCUUUGUUUUGCCAGUUGACUGGAGAAAAUGUUUAUAUGGAUAUUUACAUGAUGUUAUUAUAUAUUUUGCACUGUACAGGAACAACUUUUUGUCUAGAUAAAAGGGGAGCAAUGUAAUGUAGCAUAGGAAUGCUUUCAAAGUGCUUUAAACACACCGUUUUGUGUUUGUGCCAGAUUUAAUAUGUGACUUUUUCAGUGACUUAAACCAGAAUAGCUGCUUUAUUAUUAAAAAUCUGUUUCUUUCGAUGUAAAUGUAUGUAUUUUUCCUCCUGUAAGCCACUUACUGUUCUUUGGCAGUGCGAUUAGCUAUUUGUAGAAUAUGUGCAAUAAAAGCUGUCAAUUAAAAAGCUA
Molecule: messenger RNA, 3787 nt
Organism: Sander lucioperca (pikeperch)
Lineage: Eukaryota; Metazoa; Chordata; Actinopteri; Perciformes; Percidae
Gene: gpr78b
Product: G protein-coupled receptor 78b
Exons: 3
Coding region: 685-1707 (340 amino acids)
Biological process (GO): adenylate cyclase-activating G protein-coupled receptor signaling pathway
Cellular component (GO): membrane
Molecular function (GO): G protein-coupled receptor activity
Source: RefSeq, a predicted model, not a curated record